Fundulus heteroclitus (mummichog) is the source of this 4999-nucleotide messenger RNA. Its product is annotated as neuronal tyrosine-phosphorylated phosphoinositide-3-kinase adapter 1. Gene Ontology annotation, biological process: neuron projection morphogenesis; phosphatidylinositol 3-kinase/protein kinase B signal transduction. Lineage: Eukaryota; Metazoa; Chordata; Actinopteri; Cyprinodontiformes; Fundulidae. The record is from RefSeq and is a predicted model, not a curated record. The transcript is spliced from 7 exons. The coding region runs from base 254 to 3400 and encodes 1048 amino acids.
GGGAGAAAAGGAGGGGACUGAAGCCGGCACCACCUGUCAUUGUCUGUUGUGCUCACCUGGUGAUCCGAAAUUCAGUCCAGAGAUUUGAUUAAAUCUGGAGAACAGCAGCUCUCCAGAGUUUUGUAGCGCAGUCAUUUCGGGUUUCGCUUGAACCCUUUUCGGUCCUAAGAAGGAUUUACCGCGCUAAAAAGAGCAGACUGGAGGGGAGCUGCCUUUGGCAUACGUCCGCUCCUCCUGAGCCUUGUCCUGUACCAUGAGCUCUGGCUCUGCCCAGGAUGUGGCAGUCGAGCAUUUCUUGCGUGACAUAGAGAGGCGAGGCAAGCGGCUGCACUGCGCUGUGAUAGGCUGCGAGGAGGAGAGAUCCUACAGCGACAUGAACCUGCUGUAUCGUAAGAGCCGCCUGGACUGGAGGCAGAGAGAGCAAGAGGGAAGUAUGAAGAGUUCCACCCAGAACGACCCGUCGGCUACUGUGGGAAAGGUUCGGGACCUGGCUUCAUUCCGACGACACUUCCGGAUGGGCUUCAUGACCAUGCCGGCCUCCCAGGACCUGUCCCCUCACACCUGUGCCUCAGCCAUGGCGCCCCGCUCGCAGUCUUGCCACGCUGUUGGAGCGGGGGAUACAAGCCUAGAGAACGGAGAUUAUUCUGACACUCAGUCACAGCACGGUGGCCGCUGCCCCCCGGCCAAACCCAAGCGCCAUCCGAGUACCCGCCUCAGCUCCUCGUCUGCUGACAGCAGAGGACUUCCUGAGACCCCACCUCCCUCCUCGAGCUCCCACUCACAGGCCAAACACUCAGAGAAGAAAAAUUCCAUGAAGAAGUCCGACUCGGGGGAGAUUGGAGCAAAGAAGGUGCCUCCUUUGAAGCCCAAAAGAAGUCCUAGUACACAGCUCACCUUUGACCAUCUUCCUCCACGUGUGCCUCCUUCUGCCACCCCCUUGCCCUUCCAGGCAGCAGAUUCUCAGAUUCAGGCUGGCGAUGGGGAGGACGAGCCAGUCUAUAUAGAAAUGGUGGGCCAAGUGUUCACUAGAGACAGCCAGACGGCCACGCCCCACCCUGUCACCCCCGUGGCCACCACGCCCGACUCUGACUCAGACCAGAGUGAGGCGAUCUACGAGGAGAUGAAAUACCCACAUCAGGAGGACAGAGAGUCCCAGAGGCAUCUCCCUCCAAAGCACGAGAAGCUGAAAGCCUCAAAGCACUACCACAUCACCACUUCCUCCUCCAGCAGUUCUUCUUCUCUCCCUCGCCCUUCAUCUUCAUCCCCGUCCUAUAACAAACCCAAAGCUACAGUGUCCGUAUCCCAUUCUUCUCCACUGCCUUCCUCUGCAUCCUCCACUCCUGUACCCCAGGUCCUGUCCACCAGUCCCCACACACCACGAGCUCCAACUCCCUAUCUGUUGCAAGGUGGCAAAUCUGAGUCAGAGUCCAACACAAAGAUCCCGGCCCCAUUCCCCAAUCUCCUGCAGCACAGGCCCCCACUGCUUGCCUUUCCUCAGCCAGCAGCUGCCUCCAGCGGGGUUGGAGUUCAAAACAAGACAUCCGCCUCUGCUAAAACUCAAACAUCCAGCGCAACAACUCAAGCCAGUACCUCCUCCUCGGCUUCUUCUAAUGUUCCCACCUCCCUGUCAGGGUCCAAGGAAUCAUCAGGAGGCGCGUCACAGCAGGACAAAUACAGCCGAGACUCCCAGUUAGGCCCUGCUCCCGGAUUGAGAGCCAGGAGUCACUCCACUCCACUACCUCCCUCUUCCAAAUCUACUUCCCCAUUCUCCCAUCAUCACCACCAUCCUCACCAUCGUCCCUCACACUAUCAUCACUACCGCAAGCCAGACAGGGGAGACUCCCCUGCUCCAACCAAGAGCAGCUCUCAGACGUCCAACCAGGCAACAGUCCAGACACAAACCUCAAGUACGGGCAAGGAGGGCAAGUCUGUGAGCUUCCUACUGAAGUCUGACAAAGGAGAGAGGGAUAAAGACCGAGACAGGGGUAGAGACAGGGACAAGGAGCGAGACAGAGACAAGGAUCGAGAUAGGGAGAAGGACAGAGAUCGUGACCGAGAAAGGGACAGGGAUAGAGAUAGGGAUAGGGAUAGAGAUAGGGAUAGGGAUAGGGAUCGGGAUAGAGACAGAGACAGAGACAGAGACAGAGAUAGAGAUAGAGAUAGGGACGGAGGGCCACACUCAUUACCAAUAGAAAGCACUACCACCACUAGCAGCCAAACAUCUCAAAGCAGCACCAGCUCCACUCCCACGCCUUUAUCCUCUUCCCAGCGUCCUCAUUCUCGCCCACACCUCCGCUCUCACACGCCCCACGGCCUGCCAGCAUACAAGCCUCCCUCCUCAGACAGCCCGUUGCUGUGGACCUACCCGUCUGGGGGCUUCCGGAGGCCGCCGGCAUAUGAGAGCUUGAGAGCCAGCUCUCAGACACCAUCUCUGCAACAGCCUUCAAGUCUUACCGGUGUGGGCGAAGGGGUGUCCAAGAGCAACAGUGGGUCCUCUUCGCACUCAAAAGUUGGCUUCAUGCCCUGGGACAGCAGCGCCAGUUUAACUACAGAUGAAGGGUCUUAUUGGCCCAUGCAUAGGAAACUGUCCUUUAGCCAUGGGAGCAGAGAGGCAGAGAAGGAUGACGUGCGGGCCUGGAAUGGCAGUACUGAUGCUCUGUUAAGGAUGGACAAGGAGGAUGUCGGUAUGGGCUCCCGAGGAGGCCAGUCGGGCAUCCCAGUCCACUUUAGUGGUGCCACAAGCAGAGCUCUGGGUCACAGCGAGUCUUUGGCAGGUGUGGACAGCAGCUCAGGAUUCAGAGCACUGCCCAGAGGAGGACUCCCUCUUCCCUGCCAGACUUUUCCUGCCUGUCGUAAUGGAGAAGUGGGGCGGCUGGGCCGCUCCUCCUCUGCUGCUGGUGUCAGACAGGUGGGUGGAGGAGACGUCCACAGACAGAGCAGUCUACCAGUACGAGAAGCCCUGAAUCAGCUACACGGCGUGGCCCCUGCACAAGCUCCAUGCAGCCCCAGCGGCCCCAGUGUGUCCCGGCAGCAGCAGCAGCUUCAGCUCCACCAGCAGCAGCUGCAGCUCAAGCAGCAACUCCAGCAGCUUCAGCAACAGCACCACCUACAGUUGCAGUUCCAGCAGCUCGCACAGUUGGCACAAGGACAGCCUCCCGCUGGCGGGAGCACCACGCCGUCCACGUCGCAGACGCAGAGGGACGGCAAGCUGCUUGAGGUGAUCGAGCGUAAGCGCUGCCUGUGCAAGGAGAUCAAGGCGCACAGGCGGCCCGACAAAAGCCUGUGCAAGCAGGACAGCAUGCCCAUCCUCCCUAGCUGGAGACGGACACCUGAGCCUCGUAAGACUGGGACGCCACCCUGUCAGAGGCCGCAGGCCGUCGUGUGGGACACGGCCAUCUGACCCCAGGCGAAGUGGAUCGUUCAAAUGGUCCGGUGAACGAAAUUACGUAAGAAAAGACAGAUUGCAGAUGAAAUACAAACUUGACUAUUAUUGUGUUACAGACUGAUCUCCACACUUGGUCAGUGGAGACAUAGAACUUGAACAAUGAAAAGAGGUGAAGAAAUGUAGUUACUACAAUCAGACUAAAUUAAUUUCUUACCCAGCUGAUUUGUAUUUUCUCUGUACUACUUAAUGCACUGAUGUGUUCUGAUUGCCAACAAGUUUUUUUUUUUUUUUUUUUUUUUUUUGCCACAAAAACACCAGAAUUAUUGCCAAUACAGAGUGGAACGUUUUCCUAGACUGGUGUUGCCAAAUAUCCUCCUGACUACUUGAGACACAAGGGAAUCAUGUACUUUCUCCAACAAAAGCAUCGAAACUACUCUGCGGACGUCAAAGUGUUUCUUGAAAAUCGUGAAUGUAUAUGAGAUGUUUUGGUAUCAAUAGAUUGUCAUUGUGGAUGCAAGUAAUCAUCACCGAGAAGUAAAAGCUACCUACCUGUAUCCGUUUGCAUAUUUAUAAUGUAGAUCUAUUUACUUUCUCAACCUUUUUGCAAUUUUACAGCAAUACGUUCUGGAAAAAAAAAUAUAUAAAAAAGCUCGAGCAACAUAUAGAAAAAAAAAAAAACUUGUGUCAGCUAGCUUAACAUACAUAUCUCAGACUCGAAGAAGUCAUAUUAACUGUGUCAUACUCUGCCUGUCACCAGUAGGCAUGCAGUGCUGUUAGUGUAAGACAAAAAAAAGAAGAAAAAAGAAAGUAAAACGUGACCCUUUUUUCGACAGAUCUUCACUAUGGUCCUGUGUGGUUGUAGGAAAAAGAUGAAUCUACUGCUUAAGAGAGGUGUGUGGGAGUUAGUCCAGCCGAAUAUACUCAGAAACAAAUCAGAGGUACAAAAAAAAAAAAAAAAAAAAAUUCCCUGGCCAUCGCUCAUGCUUUUCAUGCAGUUGCACAUUAGCGUUCGCCCCACCGAGCAUUGACACCCAUCAGCUCAAAGACUGUGCAAUACGGUGCAACUGAUGAGACUGUGAGCAUCGAUCACCUCAAACUGAAUGCUGGAACAAUCUGCACAAAGCAUCGCUUAGAGGAGAAAUUUAAAACCCCAGUGUGUUGUAAAUAGACAUGUACAAGUGUGUUGAAAAUGUAGCAAUUAUCUCCAUUUUCAUACUUGUAAUCAAUACAUAUUAUGUAGCAUAGACUGUAUAAACAUGACUUUGUUCAAUUGUCUUGUUUUCUUUUUUUCUAAGAGAAUUAAGUACCUGCUGAAGACAGCCCAUGCAUUACUUAUUGUUCGACUUAUAAACAAUGAGCCCUCUAAAAAACAACAAAAAAAACAAAACAAAAAAAACAAAACAAAACCCGGAGACAGUUGUUUAUAUAAUUUUAUGCAAGGUUCCCUUUAAGCUCUGUUAUUUAUUCAACCCCCUUUUUCUACAUUCACUUUUAUUUCUGUACAGAUUUCAACAGCUUUUUGGUCUUAACAUUUUUAAUACUUUGCUGCUAUUUUAAUACCCGUGUUGUUCAUUGGACCACAUAGUGUUGCCAUGAUAAACUUUAUUAAUAUGA